This is a messenger RNA of Fusarium fujikuroi IMI 58289, 1296 nucleotides long. RefSeq lists its product as uncharacterized. Gene Ontology annotation, biological process: endoplasmic reticulum calcium ion homeostasis. NCBI's taxonomy places the organism in Eukaryota, Fungi, Ascomycota, Sordariomycetes, Hypocreales, Nectriaceae. Bases 1 to 1296 code for a protein of 431 amino acids. Gene Ontology annotation, molecular function: calcium ion binding. The record is from RefSeq and is a predicted model, not a curated record. Gene Ontology annotation, cellular component: endoplasmic reticulum. The transcript has 2 exons.
AUGGCAUCUUUCUUGAAGAACGCCUUUGGAGGUGCAAAGGCCCCCGAGCCUGCGAGUCCAGAUUCCGACUUCGCAGACUUCGCCGAGGCUCCCAAUCCAGCUCCUGAGGCCGCUACACAGGAUGCGACAGCUGGAAGUGCUGCUGCCGCUGCCGCUACGGCUGUUCCAUACACCAAGUGGUACAAUGUCCACGAGCGUCACUCCCUUUCCGAGUUUAGGCUUGAGGGCAUCAUUCUCCUCAUCUCGAGUUUUAUCUUCCUCCUUCAUAUGAUUGGCGCUCGUCGCAAUCGCUCCAGGGCCAAGGCUUGGAUUCGCGCUCAUGCCCCCGUUCUCCAGAAGGAGUAUGCUCUUGUCGGCUUCGGUGGUGUACCCACCUUGGACAACGAAGAUGUCAAUUCCGAUACACUCAUCAAGGAGAAGUCCCUCUUUGAGUUUGCAACGUACGCUACUGGUCGACAGAACACGGCUUUCACCGACUUCAAGCUCACUCUGACCAAGAAGUUCAACCCAAUUGUCAACGGCUUCGAGCAUGUCGCAAGCUUUUUCGUCGAGACUGUUGAUGCGCCUAAGGAUGCCGUCGAGGUUCUGACCUACCCCUUUGAUGGCAAGGAGAGUCUUACAGUCCCCUCUGCCCCUGGCGCUUCUGAAAUCCGCGCCAAGGAUGCUAAGAGCACCUACGAUGGUUUUGUUUGGGGUGUUGUGCACAAAGACGUCAUGCGUCGCGUCCGCGACGACCGAUAUGAUGUGUCUCUCACCUUCACCAAGGAUAACCCUAAGCUUCCCGCUUGGCUCACUGUCAUGAGCGAGAGCGCCGAGAUCACUGACACGCUCCUUACUCCUGAGCUCAUUGCCGCUGUUCAAGCCGCUGGUGACCUGUUCGAGUACCUAAUUAUCUCCGAUCAGCCUGUCGAUAAGCCUGCUACCCUUGAGGAGACGACUCCCCGCAAGCGACUCUUCCUGAAGUACGCCCUCCCUUCCAAUGGCAAUUACGACAAUCUUCUGCCUCUCUUCUCUCACUUUCUCCAGCUUCCCGAUGUUCUUGUCAAGGUUGCCCAUUUCCGCCCUGAGGUUUCCAAGAAAGUCCGCAGCACCCGUGAGCAUGCCAUCGGUGAGCUUAAGAAGACCGCUGAGAGCCAACGCCAAGAGGAACUCCUUCUUGAGAAGGAAAAGGCCCGCAAGGCUAAGCGUGAUGCUGAGCUCAAGGGUCUUGAUGCAAAGGCGCAAAAGCGAUACCUCGAGAAGGAGAGAGAGAAAGAGAUGCGCAGAUCUCAGAAGCGACAGACACAGCGUGCCUAG